Molecule: messenger RNA, 1058 nt
Organism: Leptidea sinapis
Lineage: Eukaryota; Metazoa; Arthropoda; Insecta; Lepidoptera; Pieridae
Product: 15-hydroxyprostaglandin dehydrogenase [NAD(+)]-like
Exons: 6
Coding region: 80-838 (252 amino acids)
Cellular component (GO): cytoplasm
Molecular function (GO): oxidoreductase activity, acting on the CH-OH group of donors, NAD or NADP as acceptor
Source: RefSeq, a predicted model, not a curated record
GCGAUCGAAACACUCGCCCAGACGGCGUACGUACAGACGGCCGCACAUCUUGGUGCAUAGUACUUGUAUUACAUCUAAUAUGGAAUUAAAAGGAAAGGUUGCGUUAAUAACUGGAGCGGCUGCUGGCAUCGGCCUUUCGUAUUGUGAGGAGCUGCUCAAGAAUGGCGCAAAGGUUUCAUUGUGUGAUAUCGAUUCUGAGAUCGGUGAGCACGUUGCCGAUGAGCUAGGCGUGAAAUAUGGUCGGAAGAACGUGCUCUUUUGUCAGUGCGAUGUUACCGACUAUCCGCAGUACGAGGAGGCAUUCGAAAUGACCAUAAAAGUCUUUAACCGGCUAGACAUUGUGAUAAACAACGCAGGUGUGAUGAACGACAGGUUUUGGGAGUUGGAAGUCGACGUGAAUCUGAAUGGCGUCAUUCGGGGUACACUACUCGCGUACCGAUACAUGGGAAAAGACCGCGGCGGGCAAGGUGGUACCAUCGUGAACACAGCGUCGACGGCAUUUGCGAAACCACAAGUAUCUACACCUAUCUAUACAGCCACUAACUACGCAGUUGUUGGACUCACUAGGGCUUAUGGGGACCAAUACCACGUCAAUUUAUCUGGCGUGAGAAGCAUUGUGCUAUGUCCAGGGCUUACAGACACGGGGCUUAUAAAAGAAAUCCGCAAACAACUAAUGUCUUCCGAUUAUGAAGCAGCCUGGCAACGGGACAACGCGAAUUCCAAGACCCAGAGCGCAGAACAUGUUGGAAGAGCUCUAAUUGAAAUAUUACAAAAGGCUCAAAGUGGUUCGGUGUGGAUUGUCGAAAAUGGACAGUCAGUUCGGGAAUGGCGUGGCUAAUAUGUCAAGCUGCCAAGCCAGCACGCAAGAAUACUCCUAGUUUUUAUAUUCAACAUUUUAUACGGUUCAAAAUUUUGUACAGUCAACUUUUUAAACCACACUAAUAUGUACUUCGUCCUAGUAGGUAUUUAAUUAGUGUUAUUUAAGCAGCGCCAGCCCUAGUUCUUAAUCAAAGUAAUGCGAGAUACCUUUUGCCUUUUGGUAAAUAACACCGUGGUGU